This is a messenger RNA of Empidonax traillii (willow flycatcher), 1392 nucleotides long. It is a transcript of the gene SEMA5A, whose product is annotated as semaphorin 5A. NCBI's taxonomy places the organism in Eukaryota, Metazoa, Chordata, Aves, Passeriformes, Tyrannidae. Gene Ontology annotation, biological process: axon guidance; positive regulation of cell migration; semaphorin-plexin signaling pathway. The transcript is spliced from 12 exons. Gene Ontology annotation, molecular function: semaphorin receptor binding; chemorepellent activity. The annotation marks the transcript as partial. The record is from RefSeq and is a predicted model, not a curated record.
CCCAGUCCAGGAACAGAAGCUUCAACUGAUUCCUGUGCCAUGAAGAACACUAUCUAAGUCUGCUUUUGGGAACUUCUACAGAGGAGUUUGACAUCGCUGGAUUUCACAGAAGGGAGCCAUACUACGAAGUAGACCCAGGACUCCACUGUGCUAAGCUUUGCACAAACGCUGAACAGAGGCAGUAGGUGAUUACAGAGGGAUGGUGACUAAAAGGUGGUUUUCCCACAUGAAUGGAAGAAAAGUAGACAGUUAAAAGAAGUGACUGCUGUGGAGGACAGCAUGACUACCAUGAAAGGAAGCUGCCUCUUCUCACUGCUGUUGGCAGGACUUGGAGUGUUAGGGAUACUGGAACCAACAACAACAGAAGAUAUGCACUGCCACAGAGCUGAGCACCCAAUUAUUGCAUACAAAGAAAUUGCCCCUUGGUUACACGUGUUCAAAGCAAAAGAUGCUGUGGACUUCUCACAGUUAACAUUUGACCCAGGACAAAAAGAGCUUAUUGCUGGAGCAAGAAACUACCUCUUCAGAUUGAACCUUGAGGAUCUCUCUCUAAUACAGGCAGUGGAGUGGCAAUGCGAUGAAGCUACUAAAAGAGCCUGUUACAGUAAAGGCAAAUCAAAGGAGGAAUGUCAGAACUACAUUCGAGUGCUUCUUGUGGGAGGCAAGCAUCUCUUCACCUGUGGAACCAAUGCAUUCACUCCAAUCUGCACCAAUCGAACGUUAACUAACUUGACGGAGAUACAUGACCAAAUCAGUGGCAUGGCUCGUUGUCCUUACAGUCCCCAGCACAACUCCACUGCUCUUCUCACUUCCAGUGGGGAAUUAUAUGCUGCUACGGCUAUGGAUUUUCCAGGAAGGGAUCCUGCUAUUUAUCGAAGUUUGGGGGCCCUUCCUCCUCUCCGCACCGCCCAGUACAACUCCAAGUGGCUGAAUGAGCCAAAUUUUGUAUCAUCUUAUGACAUUGGGAACUUUACUUACUUCUUCUUCCGGGAGAAUGCGGUGGAACAUGACUGUGGGAAAACGGUAUUCUCUCGUGCUGCUCGGGUGUGCAAAAAUGAUAUUGGUGGCAAAUUUGUGCUGGAGGAUACCUGGACUACCUUCAUGAAAGCUCGUCUGAACUGCUCUCGCCCUGGAGAAAUUCCAUUUUACUAUAAUGAACUUCAGAGCACUUUCUUCCUGCCGGAAUUGGACUUAAUCUAUGGAAUUUUUACCACUAAUGUGAACAGCAUAGCAGCAUCAGCAGUUUGUGUUUUCAAUCUGAGUGCCAUAACUCAGGCUUUUAAUGGACCCUUCAAAUACCAGGAAAAUUCACGAUCUGCUUGGCUUCCAUAUCCCAAUCCUAACCCUAAUUUUCAGUGUGGCACCAUGGACCAGGGUUUGUAUGCAAAUCUG